Messenger RNA from Cuscuta europaea, 1878 nucleotides. NCBI's taxonomy places the organism in Eukaryota, Viridiplantae, Streptophyta, Magnoliopsida, Solanales, Convolvulaceae. The record is from the annotation of a GenBank genome assembly.
AGAUAAGGAAGGGCAUCCAUUUUUGUACUCUGCAUAUACCUUAAUAAAUAGCACAGAUCCAUCGAAGAUGGUUAUCAAACAACCUUUCUCAUCUUCUUCAAUUCCUCCUUAAUUACAGUAAUCCCACGCCCACCUACCUUCACUCACUCGCUGCGCGCGCGCAGUUGGAAUAUAAUGGCAGCUUCCACCACGAUGGCUCUCUCUUCUCCUUCCUACGCCGCCGCCGCCGCCGCCGCCGGAAAGGCGGGCAGGUCCCGGGUGGCCCCUAAGAUCACUAUGAGGAGAACCACUUCAUCAAAGUCCGGCUUCCGAUCCUCAGUUCCAUCGGGCAGCCCGUGGUACGGCCCCGACCGCGUCAAGUACUUGGGCCCGUUCUCCGGGGAGGCGCCGAGCUACCUGAACGGCGAGUUCCCGGGCGACUACGGAUGGGACACCGCAGGCCUGUCCGCGGACCCGGAGACAUUCGCGAGGAACCGCGAGCUGGAGGUGAUCCACAGCAGGUGGGCGAUGCUGGGCGCGCUGGGCUGCAUCUUCCCGGAGCUGCUGGCCAGGAACGGGGUGAAGUUCGGGGAGGCGGUGUGGUUCAAGGCCGGAGCCCAGAUCUUCAGCGAAGGAGGUCUGGAUUACUUGGGGAACCCGAGUCUGAUCCACGCGCAGAGCAUCUUGGCCAUCUGGGCUUGCCAGGUCAUCCUGAUGGGAGCCGUGGAAGGCUACCGCGUUGCGGGAGGCCCGCUGGGAGAGGUCACCGACCCGCUGUACCCGGGCGGAAGCUUCGACCCGCUGGGUCUGGCUGACGACCCAGAGGCCUUCGCGGAGCUGAAAGUGAAGGAGAUCAAGAACGGGAGGCUGGCCAUGUUCUCCAUGUUCGGCUUCUUCGUCCAGGCCAUUGUGACUGGAAAGGGGCCGCUGGAGAACCUGGCCGACCACCUCGCCGACCCUGUUAACAACAACGCCUGGGCAUUUGCCACUAACUUUGCUCCCGGAAAGUGAGUGAAUUCAUCGCUAGAAGAUCGAUGUGUUUAAUUUGCUGUUAUGAUGACAUUAAUUGGCUCUGUUUGUAAUGUCAUAUUUAUCCCUGCAAUCUGUCUGUCGUCUAUUUGUCUGCUGCAUAUACUUAAUUAUCAAUUAUCUAAGAAUCACAAACAGUUUGUUGCGCAUGUAUUUAUUCAUCUUCUCUCCAUCCCCCGACUUCUCAUCUUUAUUUAUUGCCUUCUAACGUACAACCAGCCCAGCCCAGCCCGUCUAUGAUCAAUACCAUAGCAGCUGCUCUGUUCUUUACAUAUCCGGGUAUAAGAAGCGCAAGAAAAAGGAUAUAGACCGUGGAUGUUAACUUUCUUGUUUAUCAGUCUGGUUUAUUCUUGUCUCUCUCCAUUUACCAGGCAAUUGGUGUAGGGUCCGAUCAUAGACAUGGAUGGGGGCAAGACCGCCUGGUUCCAUGGUUGCACAUUUAUUUAUUUUUAUUUAUAAGUCUGGUUUAUUCUAGCAAAGGUCCACGCAUGUCUAUUUUAGGAUUGUAUAUGCUCCAUUUAAGUCUGACCUAUUACGAAACAAGUGUGGCUCAUUUUGAAGUAUGGCUUUGUGGGAUAAAUAGUAUGGUCAUGCACAGAAGAGGAGUGAAAGGGGAAGGCCGGAAUACACUUAAGUGGAGGGUCAUACUCGUGCAGACACUCGUGUAUUUUUCUCGAUUUGUUAGUGUUUAGGUUAUUUGUCACCAUUAAGUGAUUACCCAUGGUUGUCAAAAAAAGUGAUUAGCGUCCCUUUUUUAUCAAUAUUACUAAAGUAGAUUCAAAAGAUGACAUGUUUCGAUUUUUUUCAAAAAUAUGACUUACCAUGUACUAUGUAUAUCACUUUUGAUCUUAUUUAAUUGUUCAUUUAUUA